This is a messenger RNA of Porites lobata, 6710 nucleotides long. The record is from the annotation of a GenBank genome assembly. Lineage: Eukaryota; Metazoa; Cnidaria; Anthozoa; Scleractinia; Poritidae.
GCCUUAUCUGUCGUCAAUUUGGUAUCUUUUUCACGGCAGUCGCCUUUGCAAGGCGCUGACGAACUCGCAGCUAGCAAGGAAGUGUCGAAUGCUUGGGCUGCAGUAAUCGCACGAAUCAUUUCUUCAGCGAUAUGGGUAAGUUAGGAAAGAUGUUGCGGUCUUUUUGAUUGCUUAACUGUCUGUUAGAUGCUUUAUGAUAGCCCUGAUGAUGGGCAACAAUUAGCUAACAGUAGUUGUGGUAGGGCUAUUGCAACAAUUAUUUCAUUUGUCGUAUUAACAUGUCUGAGACAAGCACAUAUGCUCAAAGGAAUACCGUCGGAAGCCCCUAAUCUGGAAAUUCGACUGGAAUAAUGGACACUAAAGCACAUCAUAACGCGUAAAUUAUCGAACGAGUUCAAUUUUUUGAAUAUGCACUCUUAUACAACACGCAUAUUACAACAUACAUUUAUCUGUGGAAAGGAGCACCUCUGAACGCUGUUAUUCAAAUUUUACAUCCUGUGAUCAUGCCCUCCUUUUUUGAGUGAUUUUUCGUACCAUUCCUCUCUUUAAAUUGACGAAAUAUGGCCUCAGAUACUUAGAGGAAAAUUUUCACCCGUGAAACAUGACCGAAAUCUGAGCCAAUAUAAGAAUUUGUUGUUUUGUUUGAAAAGUGAGACCUUUGCGCCCGUCGAAAACACUUCACUUCUUGUUUUUCCAAGAUGUAAUGCUUGUUUGGAUUUCUUCCAGUUGUACGUGAUCAACAUCAUCUAAAUAUUUAAAAUAGCUGUUAUUUUUAUUAUUAACAGGUUUUAAUGAGUUUUUGAAUGUAUUAAACCAGUUAAAUUUGCAGCGUUUUUACCUACAAAACGAGUAGGAAGCCACAUUUUCUAAAUAUAACCAGGGUAUAGAUCGAUGCCAGCGCAGAUAUGUAAGAUUUUAAAAACAAUUCGAAACAAUUAGUAUAUAUCUGAACAUGAGACAAGCUGUUGAGAAGGGUUCUGCGCUUCUUCUGGCUUGCAAUAAAAGAAAACCAACAAAAAAGGUUGUUUCCAGUUUUUCUAAGAAACGAAGAGAAAACACUUAUGAUUUUUAAUGCGCACUUCAUGCUGUGAAAAUACGUCAAAUAUUCGUCAUUUAAUUUACCGACUCAGGCUUAUCAGCAUGGCGCGAGGCGACUAUUCCGACAGAUGGCUUAAGUUCAGAUACUAAAGAAGUUCUUCAAUUAAGAGAUAUUUGGGUACGUGUUGUACAAUUGUGAUCUUUGACUAUGAAGGCCAAGCAAAGCUGCCUUUCAUCUUUUGCUCAUAGUAUACUAUAGCUUGUACGGCUGGCACGGGAACACUCUUUUCACAUGUUUUCAAAAUCUACAGAGCGCCGAUAGUACUGAUUUGAUUGAGUUCCAGUUAUCAUUUUACAGGGCUACCUAGAGUGAUAACAGCUUGCUUGCUUAUGUGGAUACUUACCUCUCACAAGGUGGAAAGCUCUCAAGGUAAGUGUUUUUAUUGAGGGUUUGAAUCUCUCUCCCGAGUCUCAUCCGCAGAGACUCCUGCUGAGUAUCCCAAUACAAAUAAAAAUAAUCGCUUCCUCUCUUUCCCUUUCCCAUCGUGCCCCGCGCGCUGUCUUUUUCCUUCUCCCCAGCCCCCCUGCGACAUAAGGAAGCCUCCGGGGGAGGAGAGAGGUUUUGAAUGCAUAGUAAGGGUGGCUAUACUAAUGCAGGACCCUCACUAGUGCCCAGUCGUCUCUAUUUGGAUCGAACGCGUCACCGAAGGGAGCGCGAGGGGUGAUGGGAAGGAGGAAAUCUCCCACCUUUAAUCUUACCUUUAAUCCUCCCCAUCAUCCCUCGCUCUCCCCCACGCUUCUCUCGUCAAUAUUAAUAGGAGACUGAGAGACGACUGGGGAUGAGUCAUCGCAGGAUCCGGCACUACAUGAUAAAGACAUCAUGAUCAAGACAUCAGUCUGCUAUUGGGCUCCUGGCCCUGGGGUUUAGGUGUGCUAAGAUAUUGCAGGCAACUCGGAAAAAAACGUUAACUACGCUUGUAUUUAAAUUCCUUUUUAGUAGACAUGCGAGGUUUUUUUCAAAAUGUUGGGAACGAAAAGAACAUACGAUUCCCAGUCUACAAAGAAGUGAAGGGCUACGACAUCUUCUUGCGGUUCACAACUUCCCAAUGCACAGGACAACUACUAGACAUCACCAGCAGAAAUAACAAGCAGUACUUACGGAUUACACUUCUGGGAGUCGGUCCUAUUCGUGUUGCGUUCAACACCCGUCGCGGAAAGGGUCAAUUGGAUAUUGCAAUGCGAUCAAAAGGGAGCUUCUGCGACGGAAAGAGGCACACUUUCAGCUUGUCCUUAUUCCGUGGGGCAGUAUACUAUAACGUGGAUGGGUCCUCCUAUAUAAGGUACUACGUGUCGCGUUUGGGAGUGCCAUUUUCAUCGCCAGACAAAAUUGUCCUCGGUAAAGGUGUUCAGGGAUGCAUCACUGAUUCUACUGUAACUGUCCGCGCUAGCAAAACGCAAGAAUACGUUUUGCAAAUGUCAGAUGAGUGUUCCGUCAAAAGUGAGUGGUGUUCUUUGCAUUUGCUCGUCUUAGUGAAAGUAAUUAUGAUUUUUCCUCGUAAGUAACACAUUAAUGAUGCGAAUAUUCCAUCUCCGAGUUGACCCAAACCUCUGUUUCAAAGCGAGGCUAGGUGCGACGCUAUUGAUAUGAAAAUGAUUGUUUAUUUUCAUGCGAAUAAAAUUCAUUUUCACAAGAAACGUUUUGCACAUAGCCUCGUUUUGUAACAAGUGGCUGGUGAAAAUCACGUGGCAGAAUAUAUUAGGCGGAUCAGAAAUGACAACGCGAACGUACAUGAUAACCCGAAAGCGUUCGGAAAGGACUUAACUCGACUUCUGGUGCUUCAUUCCUGCCCUCUCAUUGGUGAAGCUAGUUUUUAGAUCUGCGCGCAGUGUUACUGCGGUCUCGGUUUCUUUGCUAAAUCUGCCUAUUGUCAGUGAUCGGCUCCUGCUAUUGUCCAAAAUAGACAGCGAUCUCAAGAGAAAGCGCUGUGAUACAGAGGAAAGAUUUGCGAUCUAUACUUCCAGUGCGGGUUUACUUUUUCAUUUUGGCCAGUCCUUCUUUGUCCUCAAGUAGUUACAAAACACGCGAACUAUAGGGGUAAAAAGAUGAGAUUUCAUUUCCUAUCUCUUUUUUUAACAGAGACCACCCUCCGGCCAUCCAAACCACCAGUGAUUACCUACAGUGCCAGAAAAAUAGCGAGGUCAACAGUGUCAGUCACGCCAAAGUGUGAACCACUGACACUCACAGCCUGUAAAGAACUGGGCUACAAUCUCACACAAGUUCCAAACGCCCUGCAGCAGAAGACAUCUAGCGACGCAUCGAUGAAAUUGUUAGUUCUUCUAUCAAAUUUACGGCCGAACUGUUCUCCUCAUCUUAUUCCAUUUUUGUGUCAGUUGUAUCUCCCCCCCUGCGCUCUUCCUCAGCAAGCCGCCCCACCCUGUCAGUCACUGUGUCAGAGUGUCCAGGAAGACUGCGCAAGUGGUGUAAACCGCUGGCCGGCUCAUCUGAGCUGUAAGAGAUUCCCACGAGCCAAUAAUGAGACGAAAUGCUUCCUAGGAUCGACUAAGGUAACUUCAAGGCGAACUACACUGUUGAGAGGCGAGAAUUUAUCAGAAGAGGAUCUAACGGAGACAAAUACAAUGAAAAAGACAGACAAUAAAUCAAGGAAAUAUUCCCCAAGGAAAGACGUGAAAACAACCGAAAUAGUUUUCAAGCCAACAACGGCAAACCCAAAAAGCAGUCGGCUUAAAACAAACGACCGUGAGAGCAAAUUUACAACCAAGAUGAAUUUAAUCACAUCUGGUGAAGUAAAGGCAUCCAUGAAGCCACUUACAACCAAACCUAUUACAAGGUUGAUCACAGAGACGAUAACUGCCGGCAAGUAUACAAAAAUAAGCAAAGAGAAAUCAGUUACGGCGAGAAACAAAAGGGAAUCUUCAACAACAAAACCAACGACAACAAAAACAACAGGAAAACUCACCACUAUAAUAAAAAAUGUAACAGUUACUCAGAAUUACACGAAAAUACGCCUGAGAAACCCAACGAGGAUCUUUAAUAGGACCAGACCCACCAGACCCAGUGUGAACACAAACGCAAGCCAAAGCCAGUUCAAUUCUUCUGUUUCUCCACUGCUUACUGUGACACCGACAACUAAUAAUGUCGAAGGUUUGUAUUAGCUGAGAAUAAUUACAUGUAAAAUGAAAUUUAAGAGCAGAGAAAGAUGACUUUUCUUGAGAAUGGAAUCCCAUAGUGAAGCAAACGUUUUCCUGCCCUUUUUGUUAGUAACACAUACGCGCUUCAUUUCUCGGAGUAACAAAAGUUCCUUACAAUUUUUGUUUCAAACAGAAAUUGUUGUUCGUCAAACUAACAGACCAUGGAAAGGGAAUGCAUGAAGUAUUUAGACGGAAAGAGCAGGAUAAAAGUUCCCAAAAAGUCUUCCAAGCAAGAAAAUGUUAAUUGUUACUUCGAACUUUACUUUUUAAGAGAUUUUUCAGACGCGGUCAUUGUCUUUCUUUGUACCAACCACUCAAAGAUGUUUUUAUAAUGCACAGGUACAACGGAAAAGAACGGAGGCAAAUGUAUGAUAUAAAUCUUUCUUUGAAUCAUGUUUUCAAAACUGACUUUUUCCUUCGCUCUUUAAAUUUCGUGCUUCCACGAAAAAAACAGAACUCCUGAUCAUAGGUUACACUGACCCGUCCGUUGGCCAUUUUUACACUCGGGUCAAUGAGGCUAAAAAAAAUUUAAUAGUUAAAGCCAUCCCCUGUUUUGUGUUAUUUCAGGUGGUUGUGGAGGUGUAUUGGCAACUGCUAAAGGAAAGCUUAUGUCACCAGGUUACCCAGUUGGGUAUCCUUCAAACACAACUUGCAGAUGGACAAUCGCUUUACCAAACAACUAUCAUGUGAUCAGAUUUACAAUCCACAGAGUUUACCUUGAGGAGGAUCGAAACUGCGUGUAAGUUACUCAGAGAAUUUCUGUCAAACGUUUAGUAUUAUAAUUAUACCAAUGAAAUUUAAGGACUCCUUUAGGAUAGCUUUUGUAUUCUACUUAGGAGACUUAACGCCAAAAACGACGCGCAUACAUUUUUCUUAAAGGGAAACAUUUGCCUUACUGCUGGUUUGCACGUGACGUCAUGGCAUGGUUGGUGGUGAAGAACAAAAACAUUUCUGGGGGCUAAACUCCAUUUUCAUGUAAAUUCUUUGAAAUAAUUGUUAUUGUAUUGACCACCAACAUGGCCACCGUAUCACGUGGUUGCAAAUCAAGAAUAACUUAGACUUCUACUGAUCGUAAUUCGAGGGAACAACGAAAACCUGAUGACGGCAAAAACCUUGCGCAGCCUUAACAAUUUGUAAUUAAGCGAAAAGCUACUUUAUCAAUGGAAUACCACUGGGGCCUCUGGGCUUCUUUUACCAAAUCCCAACCCACAAUGAAACAAUUGUUCCGAAAAGUACUCCUACCUACAUCUAUUCCAAACUUAGGAGAUUUACGACAGCGCACAGUAAUUUUUAGGGAGUUAUUAUAACUCCGAAAAUGGAGUAAAAAUUUUAGAUACAGGAUAAUUCAUUUUUUUGGGUUAUUUUAACUCCUCAAUAUCUGGGGUGAUUUUUACGGCUGAAAAAGAGUUUUUUAAACUCCUUUUUGGAGUUAAAAUAACUCCACUGUAAGGAGUUAUUAGAGGAGUUAUUAUAACUCCUUGAAAAUUACUUUGCGUAAACGCACCCCCAUCAAAGCCUGAGCAAACAGUUAUUAUUAUUUUUUUUUUUACAGAUAUGACUACAUUGCAGUGUACGAUUUAUUGGACAACCAAGUUGGUCAGCGUUACUGCGGCUCAAUCAUGUCACCUGUGUACAAAGAAGUCAAAGGCAAUGUAGCAGUGGUCGUUUUCCAUUCAGACUCCACUAACAGUAAAAAGGGUUUUGUUCUUUCCUACGAAGCUCACACAUGCCUCACGUCAGCUAAAGUGGAAGAGUGACGGAUGAUUUGGUCAACGACGAGCGAUAUUCAAAGUGAACUUUGCUAUCUCAGUACCAUUAUAACACUUAUUCAGUUAUGGAGAGGUCCAGCCGGGAAACUUUACCCUCGGACAAACAGGCCUUUUAUCAUAAACAGCAAUAAUUUUAGUUAAGAAAAAUUAAAGAUCACAUUAUUAUAUUAAGUAAAUUAAAAUCGAUUUAACGAAAUUUCUUGAAAGGAAUAUGAAAUUAAGUUGCUUCGAAUCGUUACGAAGAAAGAUGCAUCAAUUGUUUGCAAAAUACCAUGAAAUACCACGAUAGACUAGAUUUCUAGAUAGUCAUGAACUUGGUCGAACAAAGCGAGAACGUUGCAAACCAGAUUCGAUGACAAAUCGGUGAGAAAGUACGGACAACAAAGGGCUAGAGCAAGGUAACAAGUUCCUUGAUCACUCAAUUACCUUACUAUUUAGUAACUCUUCAAGUCCCAAGGGUGAUCAAAAUCUAUCAUGUCCGAGCAAUAUCAAUACAAGAUCAAAAGAAAAAGUAAUGAGAUUUUAUAAAAUGAUCCCCUACAGUUAAUUGCUUUGAUCUUUUAACAAAAUCUCCCAAAUAAUUCUCUAACAAAAUGUAGAGAGAAGAGUUCAUGAUAGAACGGACAAAGAGAAACCCCCAUUAACGUCAGUUUUCGUUGGGUGGGAACUGUUAACCAGCAUUUUAACCCAAAA